AUGAAAAGUAUAAUAGAACUUCUAGAGAAUCCUGAAGCUUACUCAAACCCUAAAAAGUUCCUUCCAUUGCCAUUUCUAUUCCUUGACGAACAAAAAUCAGUAGAGAGAUUCUUCAUUAAUGAUGAUGAUAAGUUUAUAUACAUGGGAAGAAAGGCAUUUGUCAAUGUUCUAAAUACUAUUAAUGAACUUAAACGUGGGCGUAGUUAUAUGGAUUGCUUUAUUUAUGACACUAUCAGUCAUGAAUUGGUCAAGAAACUGGAAAAUUACAUUAAGUUAGCCUUAUUUCUUACCUACAUAGAUAAUAUUGAGAAAAUAAUCAAAAUUUCUACCUGUAAAACAACCGAUGAUAUCGUAGCAUUCUGUGAAUCAUCAGAACUAUUAUAUUUUAUUGUAGACCAAAUGAAUGCUUUGGAUUAUCGUAAUAAUACUGAAAUUGUCGAAGUAAAAAAGGCUACAAUUUUAGAUGUCCUCAACAGAAUGACUCCAGAAUAUUAUUGUAUUAAGAGUUCAUCAGCGAAUAAUGAAUCAGCAUUGUAUCUUAUCCAAAAGCAAACUAAUGAUAGAAAGAUUAAACUUUAUGGAGGAUUCGAUGAGGAUGAGAUGUCACAAUGGUGGAUGCAGAAUAGAAAAAAUUUGCCAUCAGUGAAUGAAGAACAAAAGAAAAAAAUCGAAUAUGACACUGGCAAAAAUCCUCUCUUUUGA
Funneliformis caledonium is the source of this 702-nucleotide messenger RNA. The record is from the annotation of a GenBank genome assembly. Lineage: Eukaryota; Fungi; Glomeromycota; Glomeromycetes; Glomerales; Glomeraceae.